ACGUUCUUCCUGUGCGCCGCCUAGUGUCUAGGUCGCGCCGGUUCCUCAGUUUCAGAGCCGUGAAGGUGACAGCGGGAGCUGACCGGCUUGGCUCCCGCGAUGCUAGCGGCACGGCGGCUGCUCGGCGGGUCGCUCCCCGCACGGGUAUCUGUGCGAUUCAGCGGCGAUACGACAGCGCCCAAGAAAACCUCAUUUGGCUCGCUGAAGGAUGAAGACCGGAUCUUCACCAACCUGUAUGGCCGCCAUGACUGGAGGCUGAAAGGUGCCCAGAGUCGAGGUGAUUGGUACAAGACAAAGGAGAUUCUGCUGAAGGGGCCUGACUGGAUCCUGGGUGAGGUCAAGACGUCGGGCUUGCGGGGCCGUGGAGGUGCUGGCUUCCCAACUGGCCUUAAAUGGAGCUUCAUGAAUAAGCCCUCAGAUGGCAGGCCCAAGUAUCUGGUGGUGAACGCAGAUGAGGGGGAGCCGGGCACCUGCAAGGACCGGGAGAUCAUGCGUCACGAUCCCCACAAGCUGGUGGAAGGCUGCCUAGUGGGGGGCCGGGCCAUGGGUGCCCGUGCCGCCUACAUCUACAUCCGCGGGGAAUUCUACAAUGAGGCCUCCAAUCUGCAGGUAGCCAUCCGAGAGGCCUACGAGGCUGGUCUGAUUGGCAAGAAUGCCUGCGGCUCCGGCUACGAUUUGGACGUGUUUGUGGUGCGUGGGGCUGGGGCUUACAUCUGCGGGGAGGAGACAGCACUCAUCGAGUCCAUCGAGGGCAAGCAGGGCAAGCCCCGCCUAAAGCCUCCCUUCCCUGCAGACGUGGGUAAGCCCUGGCGCCUGGCCCGAUCCUGGGCCUUGUCCUGUGUCCUGUGGAGUCCGGGAUCUGGUUUCAGGUCCCCACUGGUCAUUCUUAGGGAAUUUCUGAGUCCCUUCUGCACUGGGCGCCUGACACAGAGAGCAGGGUGGGAACAACAGAGGCUCCACCAGUGCCACCUGCAGUCCCUCAUCCUGCCUCAGCUCCCACGUCAGAUACCCAAGUCCUCUCCAACCCUCCGGGAACUCGGG
This is a messenger RNA of Physeter macrocephalus (sperm whale), 1041 nucleotides long. RefSeq names its product NADH dehydrogenase [ubiquinone] flavoprotein 1, mitochondrial-like. Gene Ontology annotation, biological process: mitochondrial electron transport, NADH to ubiquinone. The annotation marks the transcript as partial. The record is from RefSeq and is a predicted model, not a curated record. NCBI's taxonomy places the organism in Eukaryota, Metazoa, Chordata, Mammalia, Artiodactyla, Physeteridae. The transcript is spliced from 5 exons. Gene Ontology annotation, molecular function: NADH dehydrogenase (ubiquinone) activity; FMN binding; 4 iron, 4 sulfur cluster binding.